AUGGAGGCGGUUCACGAGACAGUCCGCUUUCGCAACGACCCCGAAUGGGGGCGAGGAUGCGCGAACGCGCGAGUUGGUGAGUGGACGCAAGAGUUUGUUGACAUCCUCAACAACCGCGUCGUACAGCCAUCGGAUGCUGAGGUUAAGACCGAGCUCACGCUGAAGGCCGGCGUGUUUGUUACUCCCGAGAACACAGCGAUGCGGCUGCCACCACAGGCGUUCCCAAUCCGCGUUGUGGCUCAUUUCAACGGCGUGCUCAACAAACUCAAUCGGAGUGACGUUGCAUACGUGCUCGGCUUAAGGGGCGUUGCUUAA
Phytophthora nicotianae INRA-310 is the source of this 315-nucleotide messenger RNA. RefSeq lists its product as hypothetical. The transcript is spliced from 2 exons. The coding region runs from base 1 to 315 and encodes 104 amino acids. The record is from RefSeq and is a predicted model, not a curated record. Lineage: Eukaryota; Oomycota; Peronosporomycetes; Peronosporales; Peronosporaceae.